AUGGCCUCAUCUUCGAGUGCACCAUAUACCCCACCCAAUCAUCGCCCACCUGCAUCCAUCACUGAGCUCGCAGAGCGAGCUAAAGCUAGCGUGUGGGACCCUGACAAGCCGCUCAAGCAUUGGCUGCGCACAGCUGAAGGAGCAAGGGCCGCUGGCAAGACUUACACAGAACGAGGAGACUUGGAGAAUGCCUUUCUUGAACUAGCCAAAGCUGCGACAAUCGUGCUAGAGAAGAUGCCAACGCACAAAGACUACAAGGUCCUUCUGAGCUCGACACAGCGGCAUAAUAUGGGCCAGCAUGGCCAGAAGAUACUCGACGAUCUCGCCAACAUCAAGAAAGCGCUAAUCGAGCAGUACGAGAAUUGGACAGCGACUCACCCAGCGUCGUCUUCCUCAGCACAACCGUCACCGUACCACCCGACGACACCGGGCUCGUCGCUAUCCGCAGGCAUCACAUCCCGAAACAGCUAUGCAGACGCUUCGCCACGUUCGAUUCUCACUGGGUCGUCAUCAGCCUCUACACAAUCGAGUGUUCGAAGUCGAGGCUCCACGGCGCCAACAUCAGCACCCGGGCGUGGACCGAGAACCCCAUCUCCAUACCGUCAGGGCAUGGAGGACGAUGAAACUGCUAGGCGGGCCAGGGAGGAUGCGAUCAGGAGAGACUCGGAGCGAAGACGUGAAGAGAAUCGCGCUCAGCCUGGGUCCGGACCGGCCUCGGCACCCCCGAGGAGGAAUUAUCAAGAGGAUUGGGCACUCGCUGAAAAAAUGCGAAUAGAUGCCGAGAGGGAGGAGGCAGAGCGGAAGAGGGAAGAGGAGGCGAGAAGAAGGAUAGAGGACAUGCGAAUAACAACGGCGGAACAGAGAAGACAGGAGACAGAAGGCAUUACGAGGCGCCAGCAGGAGUCGGAGGCUGCCGCACGUGCUGUAAGAGGCCAGGAUCCCGCUAUGCCGCAGCCUGCUAUUGCGCUUGCUAUGCCUGCUGCGGCGCGCGCGAGCUCGUCCGCAGCGACGUCACCUUUUCUUGCAGAAAGCGGUGAGCCAAGCAACGGGUUUUUGCAAAUGCCACUCGAGAGUCCGACAAGGGGAGAUCCAGCGCCGAGGCCUUCUCGAACGCCCGUUUUGCCUCCGAUGACUACCACCUCUCCUCCCCCGCGCGCAGGAAUCCAAUACCCUUCGCUCAUGUCCCAACACCAGAUGAAACAAGGAUAUACCCCUUCACUUGGAUCGAUGUUUCAUCAACCUGCGAUGCAGAACACUCAGCGGAGUUCGUCCGGCUUACUUCUAUUUCCAUCGGAGCCCUCUUCGUCUUCGGGAUUAUACUCCAACAUACUUCCUAGACCAUCCAUGCCGACGCCCUCUCCUGGCUUGUCGUAUGGAGAGCCAUCCAACCCACAGAGCCAUCGGCAUGGUCCAUCGUCGUCUGGCCGGCCCCCACCACUCCCGCCGAAAGAGCCAUACGCACCAAGCCAUUCCCACUCUUCCAGUCUUAACCCUCAUCAACAGCGAAGCGAGUCAUCUCGCAUUCAACCGGGCACCGCCGACCCUGUUAAUCGCGACUUGAAAGUGGUCAGUUUCCCGCGCGACUGUCUCAAUCGCUUCCUGUCCAUCGCAGCUAUCAACACAUCGAGGAACAGGGAAACAUGUGGACUGCUGCUUGGAAAAGACAAGGGGAGUAGGUAUCUGGUGACCACGUUGCUCAUACCGAAGCAGCAUUCGACGAGCGAUACGUGCACAAUGGACGAGGAGGAGCUCGUCAUGCAGUUCACGGAGGAGCGGUCGCUGAUCACUUUGGGCUGGAUUCACACGCAUCCGACACAAUCAUGUUUCAUGUCCUCCGUCGAUCUCCACACACAUAGCGGUUUUCAGCGGAUGCUGCCUGAAUCGUUCGCAGUAGUCUGCGCGCCUAAGUCUACGCCAAACUUUGGCAUCUUCCGUUUGACGGACCCACCCGGUUUGCAGACAAUUUUGGACUGCAAGGCGAAGGAGGCGUUUCACCCCCAUCCGAGUUGUCCGAUAUACACUGAUGCGGAUAAAGGACAUGUGCAGAUAAAGGAUCUAGCAUUGGAGAUUGUCGAUCUGCGAUGA
This is a messenger RNA of Heterobasidion irregulare TC 32-1, 2085 nucleotides long. Its product is annotated as Metallo peptidase M67C. Gene Ontology annotation, molecular function: K63-linked deubiquitinase activity; metal-dependent deubiquitinase activity; protein binding. Lineage: Eukaryota; Fungi; Basidiomycota; Agaricomycetes; Russulales; Bondarzewiaceae. Gene Ontology annotation, cellular component: membrane; endosome. The transcript is spliced from 8 exons. Gene Ontology annotation, biological process: protein K63-linked deubiquitination. The coding region runs from base 1 to 2085 and encodes 694 amino acids. The record is from RefSeq and is a predicted model, not a curated record.